CCAUGAGUGUUGAAUUUAGUCCUGUGUGGAUUUCCUUCCCCUUUCAACACACAUAGUGACGUUAGUUGACAUAAUUGGGCAGGAUAUAGCCUGAAUGUUUUUAGCAGUCUGCAAGGCAGUGGUUUGUUUUGUACUGGUAAUUCUAGAUAAUGUGAGUUUAAUACCGAGUGAUCAGGCUUAAAAAGCUACAGUGGCAUUGGACCAGCAUCUCUCCCUAAUGGCCCACUGAAAGCUUUUGUUUGUUCGUUUGUUCUAGAGAAUCAUAUUAAUGGUAUUCCCUGGCCGACUCGCAAGCUUUUGUUGAUGAUGACAUUGGUGUUGGAUGGCGUCCUAUUACCGAAGAUUGUCCUGUGGGUUAUGACAAUGAACUGUAAACAAACAAACCAUGUAGCCAGUUCAGAUUACAACUGGACUGCACAUUGCGCCAGUGACGCAUUAGCGAGACCGCACAAAUCGUAUUCCUCAAAGUUGGGAGUGAAAGGGAUCGUCGUUUCUACUGCUGCUCACACUGUCCGCAUGCUAACAUGAUUUGGCAUCCUCAGCACCCGACACCACACAAGGGGGUUAUGUGGUGUCUGGUCAUGGACAGAUGAUGGACGUGGAGACAACACCUUCAUACUCUGAAUUCAUCAACUGUGACCGUACUGGCCGAAGGAACGCAGUACCCGACAUCCAGGGCCAAGGGGCAGCAGCCAGCACCAGUGAAUUAACCAAGGAUAUGGAAGGAAUGGACCUUAAGGCUGUCGGAGAGUCUGGCACCUCACCAACUCCUGAGGGUGAAGGUUUGACCGGCCAAGAGGCCCAGGGAGGUGAGGGCCCAUCAUAAACUACGAGAGAGGGAGAGAGGGACGAAGAAAGGAAUGGGGGAAAAAAGGAGACAGAGAGAGAGGAUCUCCUGGUUGUCCUGCCUGACUGGACCCUACUCCUCUCCUAGCCCAACAGUGAUGACAUCAGUGAUGACAUCACCUCUCACUGAUUAGCUCUGAUGGAGCUUUGCUGGUCCAGUUGCAUGAUGCUUUUCCUUUAUUAGCGCUGAGGCAUUGUGGAAAAUGUAGUUGACAGAACUUGACAGUGGGAUUACAUCUGAUGUUGGUCUAUACAGUAGAUGCUGCUGGACUAAGAUGGUAAAGGUAAUCGCAUCUAUGGGCUUAUUUACAUUACGCUCCAUUUUCUGAGACAUUGAUGAAGACUCGAGACGCUAGAUUCUUUUGUGUGAACUUUCAGAUAUCGAUAGCUCAAGACACCACCUUUCGAGGUAGCAUGCGCCACAUUCUCAAUUAAACUCCCCUGGAGUUUUGCCAGUAUGAAGACAAGUCUGUCGGCCACAAUCCUACAUUGUAUGUCUCAAACAUGCCGAUGUAAAUUCAAACGCAAUGGAAAUGAUUACACAAGACUAAAAUGAGUCUAUCUAGCGUUUCAUUCUCGCUCGUAAUGUAAACAAGCCCUGUGUUUCUCCAGAGGUUCUGAAGACUGUCCAUAGUGAAAUGCUUGUACCAAACCUAACAUGGAAUUCCCAUUAAGAGCUACAAAGUAUCUUCAAUCAUGUGUGUGGCAAUUUUUUUUUCUGUAAGUUUGUGUCCCAGUUUAAAUGUUUCUUUAUUUUACCUUUUUUCUUUUAUAAUAAUACAAACAGUUGCUAUUACAACGUACUGUAUUGGAGGUCCUAUUUAUUUCAAGUGGUUCUCUGAUAUACCUUUUGUAAUAGGAAUGCCUUUUCUGUAAUAAAAUGUGAAAUAUG
This is a messenger RNA of Esox lucius (northern pike), 1738 nucleotides long. RefSeq names its product protein kinase (cAMP-dependent, catalytic) inhibitor gamma (gene pkig). Bases 590 to 826 code for a protein of 78 amino acids. Gene Ontology annotation, biological process: negative regulation of cAMP-dependent protein kinase activity. The record is from RefSeq and is a predicted model, not a curated record. The transcript is spliced from 3 exons. NCBI's taxonomy places the organism in Eukaryota, Metazoa, Chordata, Actinopteri, Esociformes, Esocidae. Gene Ontology annotation, cellular component: cytoplasm; nucleus. Gene Ontology annotation, molecular function: cAMP-dependent protein kinase inhibitor activity.